GAUUUUCCAAUUUGAGUAUGUUUUAUAUCACGUCAUAAAAAGUUUCGUGACACUCAAAAUAGUUGAAAUUUUAAUAAUGAGUACUUUUUUAAAAAUGUCCUUUAGGAACAAGUAUGUUUUCGGAACACCCUGUACAUUAGUAUGUAGCACCUAAGUAUAAAAUCUAGCCGGUAAAGUCUGAAUUGGGUCGUUCUCUAAAAAUAACAAAGUUUGACAUUAAUUCUUGUUGAAUUGUAUGACUAAGAGAAAAAAUUCCAUUAUUUGCUUCUACAAAUAAGACUAACAAUUAAGUUCGUUAAUUUAAGUUUACAGUUUGAGAGAUAAUAGUUGUCUUCAAAUUUACUAGCUUGAGGGGAUUUCCACAUUAAACUCUUAGUUCUACCGAGCAAUGAGAAUCAUUUAAUUUGCUUAACGAUUACAUUAUGUACUGAAAAAUAUACGUCAUGUUUACUUGAUAAUCUCGAUUAUAUGGGGAGAUUGGUGACCAACCUCGAUAUUUACUUGAAAAGUACUCAUUAACUGUCUGGAAGUACAGACUUCUAUUUUAAAUGUUUGUAUAAAAUACAUUUUUUUACAUUUAUAAUUUUUUUUUUAUUGAGGACUAUGAAUACCGAAGCUAUAAAGGAUAUUACUACAAACUACCUAUAACGUGAUACUUUCAAUGUGAAUAUCUGUGGAUUAUUUCAAUGUUAUGUGGUGUGUAAUUUUUAAUGAAUUCCAAAAUAAAAGGUUUGAGGAAUGAUGAAGACAUUAACAGGAACAGUACAGAUGUGGAAAGUAACAUUGAUGAUAAUAGUAUAUCAAGUGAUGAUGAUGAUUACAUCAGUGAUAGAAAUGAUGCUCUAGAUGACAAUGGCGCCGCGGAUAAUACUGACGAUGAAGAUGAUAGGUUAAAUUUCAAUGCGAUUAUAACUGGCCAAGCAGUCAGACAGAUACAAUCGGCGUUGGAAGAAGAUGACGACAUUCGCAAACAAUUGUUGUUUUCUAAUGCAAAAUAUUUGUUGUACAGAGCUGGCGAUGAAGACGAUCUGUUAAACAUAGCUCCGAUCACAAUUGACCAAGCUGACAUACAGAUACAAUCGGCGUUGGAAGAAGAUGAUGACGUUAGACAAGAAUUAUUACUUUAUAAUGCAGCAUAUUUGUUAUACAGAACUUUGUUACUAAAUUUUGGUUAUAAUACUUUGUUUAUGGAGAGCAGUAGUAAUAGUAGUGAAGAAAGUACCGGUUUAAGCUAUGAUAAUAAUCCGAACUAGGGGAGAGGAAGCCGCAGUCCCAAUUAUUUUUUUGUUUCACCCUUUCAGUCAUAGUGUCCCUUAUAUGGGAAGUCUAUUUUUUUGUUCUUGCUUUAUGGAUAUUUUUUCAUAGGUAUUUCAACAUUUUUAAUUCAGUGAAAUUAAAGUGACGACUCAUGUCAUCGUUUUGUAAAAAAUUUACAAAAUUGUUAUUCUAUCAUAGGUUUUGAUGUUCCAUUUAUAAGCUUUCAAAAUAAUAUGUUUUAAUUUAUAAAACUAAUAAGGAUCACGGCAAUAAAUUGUGUGUGUACUUUAAUUAUGGUUAAAUUUUGAUUCUUGAUUUUUAAUAAAAUACAUUAGUAUAUUUUAAUAUACUUAACAGUGAACAUGUAAUGUAAAAAUUAAAUAAAAAAAUCUUGAUAAUUUUUAUUAAA
Molecule: messenger RNA, 1666 nt
Organism: Adelges cooleyi (spruce gall adelgid)
Lineage: Eukaryota; Metazoa; Arthropoda; Insecta; Hemiptera; Adelgidae
Exons: 2
Coding region: 711-1253 (180 amino acids)
Source: RefSeq, a predicted model, not a curated record